Messenger RNA from Linnemannia hyalina, 1191 nucleotides. NCBI's taxonomy places the organism in Eukaryota, Fungi, Mortierellomycota, Mortierellomycetes, Mortierellales, Mortierellaceae. The record is from the annotation of a GenBank genome assembly.
AUGGUUUCAGAAGAAAAGCGCAAGGCAAUUAUUGAUAUGGCCGACUUUGCCACCUCCAUGUUCCUCUACAUCCUCGCCGAGCACGAAGACUCUUCCACACCAGCAAGUUGCGACCCCACCCACAAGCCCUCUCGCCGUCGGAAACACACGGACAUGGUCAAACCUAUCGUAAAGUUCCGCACGUUCUGCGUCCAAGUCCUUUGGCAUACUCGCAGAUCUCCUAGCACCAUCAUCCUCUCGCUCCGAUUCCUCCACCAAAUUGUGAGCAACCUCAGGGACAAGAAUAAGCGCCUGACCAGUAAAAGGAGAUACGAGAAGCGCUUCUUUAUCGGAGUCCUGAUCCUCGCCGACAAGUUCCACAACGAUGGCUCGCUCAACAACGACUGCUGGUCCUGGCUCACAGGGAUCAGCAUGGGCAAGAUCCGCUCGAUUGAACGGCAGUUCCUCGAGAUUCUCGACUACAAGGUCUUUGUCUGCGCCGAGGAGUACACUGAGUGGCUAGCCUGUCUUGUGAGCAUGACGAAACGACAUAUGCCCACCCAAAUAUCUGUUGCUUUAAAGCAACAAUCCAUCGCCGCUGCCUCAUCCAUUUCACCAAUCGACCACACUACCACUACCAAAGAACCCACUCCAUCCAUACCCAAGACUACUACUACCAAAGAACUCACUCCAUCCAUACCCAAGACUACUACUACCAAAAAACCCACUCCAUCCAUACCCAAGACUACUACUACCAAAAACCCCACUCCAUCCAUACCCAAGACUACUACUACCAAAAAACCCACUCCAUCCAUACCCAAGACUACUACUACCAAAAACCCCACUCCAUCCAUACCCAAGACUACUACUAAGGUCGUUUCGCCAACACCACCCGUCAUCCAGCAGGAUCAGGGAUCGUCCAGGAGGUCGGACAAGGCUAGCGGAAGUAACCGUCAUCCUCAUCUAUACUCCCAGAAGGACGGCCAGAGUCAGGGGAUUGAACAGAGCAAUAGCUCGAAGGCCCCUAUUUUGAAGUCAACUGGAAGAGCAGCAAAUUCAGCAGCAACAGCGAUUGUGGCAGGAGGAAAACGCACAGAGAGACUUGCAAGUGCAAGCUACACCUCCAAAGCAGCAAGCGCAGCUGCAAGACACCCUACUAAAGCAACAACCACAUCGAACGUCCCUCGGCCUACGAAUCCUGCACGCCCCUAG